CAGUCUCUCUCCUGCGCUUUCCUGAAUUCCUGACCCGUCACGGUCUCGGUUAACGCAUACUGUAGUCUGUAGCAGCUAGUUGGGCAGGAUCGUUAGCGUCCUGGAGUUCCUAAUGGCGUAGGAGUUGUUCCGUCUCGGCCUCGGGCGGUCUCGUCUGGUCUGGUCUACUCGAGGUCGAGGCCGAGCCGCCACUUGAAGCCUUCGCUAUCCGCCAAAACCUUCCAUUUAUGGAGGGGCUUGCGCAUCGCUCCGCAUGUGUCCAUGUCCGGGCCUCGCCGCCUCGCAACAUGUGGCGGCGUUCCCGGCCCGCCACUGUGCCGGAAAACGACAGCUUUUGGUUUCCCCCGCUCCCGCCCGCGCAGUCCACCACCACCACCACCAGACCACUCUACUUAAUUACUGCCCUCCGUUUACUCGCCACCAGCCAGGCUGCUGCUUCCGACGGCGAAUUGCGCGCGGUGUGAUGCGGUGACGCCAUGGCCGUCUGGCCUGUUGUUUCUCUUCGGUUGUUCUGCAGCAGCUCACGGCUCGCUCCCACUCCCCGUCAUGAACAGGCUGCAGCGGCGGAGGCAUGAGGAGGAGCUGACCGCCGGGGCUCGUCGCGGCGGCGUGAUGGCGGCGAGCCGGCGCGGGCGGUUCGACCACCACGACGGGCACGGCGGCGGCGGCGGGUGCGGGCCGGCGGCCGCGGGCGUCCCGGUGGUGGACCAGGCGGGCUGCACGGCGCAGACGUGCCGGUCCUGCGUGGCGGUGACGCUGGCGGACGCCAUCGCGCUGGGGUGCUGCCCGUGCGCGGUGGUCAGCCUGCUGGGGCUGGCCUUCGUCAAGGCCCCGCUCGCCGUGGCGCGCCGCUGCCUGCGGCGGCUGCGGCGGCGCCGCGGCGAGCUGCGGCACAAGAAGCGGGUGCGCGACAUGGACACCGCCGCCAAGCCCAAAUGCCGCGCCGCUGCCGCUGCCGGCGGCGGCCGCGGCCGCGGCCACGGGGCGCUGGAGGUGCUGGACGCCGACGCCGUGGCGAAAGGCGCGCGGGGCUUGGACGACUCGGAGGCGGACGCUCGCGGCGAGGACGCCGCGCGUGCGGGAGGGAGCAACUCGUCGUCGGGCAGGCUCGACGCGGAGAAGGUGUGGAUGGAGAUGUACCGGGUGGGGCACUGGGGGUUCGGCCGCCUGUCCAUCUCGGUGACCCCGCCCACGCCCGUGAGGCCCGGCGGCGCGGCCACGGCCCGCAACGCCGACGGCGGCGACGCCGGGAGAAAGGACGCGGACCUGCGGUGCGAGUCGUGACCGGCCAAGCCAUCCGCCGCCGCGCCUCCGCUCCGCCGCACAAGCUAGUUGCUGCCGCACGGCGCCGCGGGGGCCGACUUCGCCGCGGCAAUGCCGGGAGCCUGGGAAGCAGGUCCUCCGACUCCGCACGGAAAAGUCAAGAGUCCCGCGCCUCCGAGUGGAAUCAAUCGUCCGGCCGGCCGGGGAUGCUCGGGAGAAUCGCCAUUACUGGAGCCGGUCAUGCGGAUCGCUGCUCGAUUCGCGGCCUCGGCGGCAAGCAGUCGCGCCGCGUGUGCCGCGCGGCCCCGAACAGAAACGAUUUCAGAGCACAGCGGGCACACCCGGAUGGCACUGUCUUCCGCAGCUCUGCUCGUGUCCAAGUCCAAGUGGCUCUCUGUUCCGUCCAUUUCUUCUUCUUCUUCUUCUUUGGGUUCCGGGAGCUCCGCCUGUAUUUCCCUAAGCUGUACAUAAUUUUUACCGGCCGAGUUGCCCAGGUUGCUGGUAUUUUCGGCGGUCUC
Panicum virgatum (switchgrass) is the source of this 1781-nucleotide messenger RNA. RefSeq lists its product as uncharacterized. The transcript has a single exon. The record is from RefSeq and is a predicted model, not a curated record. NCBI's taxonomy places the organism in Eukaryota, Viridiplantae, Streptophyta, Magnoliopsida, Poales, Poaceae. The coding region runs from base 547 to 1284 and encodes 245 amino acids.